AAAUUGAAAUAGGAAGAAAUUUAUAAAAGAUUAAGGAGGUAUAGAACGAAAGGGGAGCCGUUUCAGAGGAAAAUUCUUUCUACUACUACUACUUGAAAUCUUCAGUCGGAAAAUCUUCUACUAUAUUUAUGCAGGUUCUAGAGUACUGCGUACCUGAAUAUUCAAGAAUGGUCUUUAUAUUGGCAUAAAGAUGCAGAAUGAUUUAGCUGAAGGAGAAACCAUGGCUGCUCACACACCCCAAAAAUUACAAGACAAGUGUCUUGAUGCUGUAGCUCUUUCUAUCUUAAAGAAAGCAUUCCCAUGCUCCAUAAAACACCUUACUUCAGUUUAUGAAGCACCUAGUUUUUCAGUGCAUGAUGUAUCCUUCAUUGACAGUGAGUAUGACUUGGAAAGGGUCAAAGAUCCACGCAGUUUAGACCUAAUACUAAUGUCUACAAGUGAGCGAGAGACAAGGAGUUUCCCAUUCAAAAUGGCAUUAAUGAAGAGACUUCAGAGUAUCCAGUCUUGGUUUCAGCAAACAGACUGGUUGGGGGGUUCAAAUAGUGAAAUUAGACGUCGGAUUCGUAAUGUCAUAAGUGACAAACUAGAACUGAUUGAUCCUUGCAGCUUUAUUCCUCUAUUCAAGUUCCUUAUAGAAGCACUUUUUAGCAACAAAGUAGGAGGAUGCUCAGAUGCAGCUCAGUUUCCCUUCAUGCCAAGGGUAAAUUGUGAACUCUGGAAGAAAGACUGCCCUUUGUUUGCAGAUGUAUUAAGGUCUUUUGCUCCUUUUGAAAUAGAAGAAUUGUCAACACACCAUUUAGCUUUUGGUGGACCAGAACCAUUGCUUGCCAUCAUUGAAAACUCCCCUUACCUGAAAAGAGUAUACCUUCGCAAUAACAUUUGUGAAAGACUUUUACUCUCUCUUCAGAAGCACUGUCCCUUACUUGAAACUAUUCAUGUGGAAAAGUGUAUGGGGAAACUGAUGGUGCCUGUUACUUGCUUGUAUAGAACUUUUUUUGGUGGAAUGAGCUAUGAUCAAGUAAAAGCAUUGGCAUUUAAAAAUUCCUUGAUGGAAAAACAAAGACAGUUAUCAUUUCCUUACUUGAAACACCUUAACUUGGGUGAAAUGGAUGAUAUUAGUAAGUCUAGCAGAAGGGAAUCUUUGUCUUUAUUUAUUUAUACACUCCUUUCCUUUUAUUCUCAUCCAUUGAAUAUUACCUCUAGUACAUUAAUACCCUUUUCUCCAGCCGUACCUGAAGAAUUACCCAAGUUUUUGCACGGUGUCUCAUACAAGAUUCAUAAUUGCAGUUUGAAUGGAUUGCAGACAUAUUUUGAUAGAUAUUCGAAGUGUAAUGAUGACAUCAAGUUACCCAUAGAAAAUGUCUAUCAGUUAACAUUUUCCCACACUCUUCAUGAUGAUAGGAGGAUAAAGGAAUUAAUUGAAUUUUCAAAAACAUGGAUUUUGAAGUUCAAAUGUAAGGUUCUCUUUGUAUAUACUUGGCAAGAUAUUGAUUAUAAUGUUGAUAUAUCUAUAUAUAACCCAAUGUUUUCUCAGGUUGGUAGUACUUUAACUUCCUUUCAUUUUAAUAUUAAAGGAGAUAUUGACUUAUCCUUACUAUGUGAUAUAAUUUCCAUGUGUCCCAAUUUAGAGGUUUUGCGAAUCAAAUUAACUCAGGUUCAUAUUGAUUCUGAAGAAAACAUGAUCAUUAAGAACUUGGAGAAGUUGACUAACUUGACUGUUCAUUCUGGUGAAGAUUGUGUUCCAUCAGUUCACAAAUUUAUUGAGAAAGUGUUAGAGUCUUCUCCAGAGUUGUACUCUUUAUCACUGGUGCUUCAUGAUAAACCAUGUGAAUGGCUUAUGUCUUUGGCUACAAGUAAUAAACUUAAUACAAUUAGCAUUUUGAGGCUUAGCUUCCACUGCUUCAACUUCAGCUGUAGGGAAAUGACCAAUUUUUUAAGGGAAGAGCCUGUAGGGGUUCCAUUUUAUGUUUUCCUAAUAGAGCUGCUGCCCAGCUUGAAAGUACUCCAUCUUGGUAGUCUACCACAUAUGACAUUCCAAAAGUUGAUCAUGAUUUAUCAAAGAUCUGAUCUACAAAUUGGGAUUUGGCAUGUUCCACCUGACAGUCAAGAAUGGUAUGGUGGAUAUAUGUUUUAGCCUUAGUUUGAACAGACUCACUGGUUAUUUAGACUUACAGAUAAAAUUUAUAGGUGUAUAGAAGUAAAAUAUCACUUUAUUAAAACAACAUCUCUUCUAGGUAAGUUACUCUUUAGCUUAUUUUCUUCAUUUUUACCAAAGUUUACCCUGCAAGUGCUGCAUAUUUUGGCUUAGGAUUCUGGUUAAAAUUUGAACUACAAAGUUUGUGUAGUUAUCUAAUGAAGCAAUAAUUUAGAUUCAUUACAAACCUGAGAUGAUAGCCAAAUUGAGUUUUGUUUUUGUUUUUAAGAUUAAGAGAAACAAAAAUAAAAGAGAUAUUUGAAAAACAAUGGCACAUUACUGAAAUGAUUGAAGGGGAUCCCUGCUUAGUGUAGUAAAGUAAAUACAAUUAUCACCUUCACAAUUGUUAAUUUAAUACUAGGAACAUUCCUCCCUGGAUCCUCAACAUUUUCCCAAAGUUUUUGCAGAUAUGGCAACAAGUUGCUUACUACUGAUUUUCUUAGCGAGUGAGAAAACAGGAAUCUUGAAACACGCUUAGUAACUGGUCUAGUAAUGACAAUUAACUCAGAUAUUACUUUACACUUCCAAGCACAAGUUACAUUGGAUGGAUGAAACAUAUAAAGAAAGUAUGCAACAGUUACAAUAAAUUCUUGUGACAAAUAACAGUGAAUUUGUGAUUUCAGCUAUUAUAUUGGUAUGCAGUACAGUAGUUGUUUAAUAUCAUUUUCUAAAUAGAGUUUACGUAUUUU
Messenger RNA from Macrobrachium nipponense, 2883 nucleotides. RefSeq lists its product as uncharacterized. NCBI's taxonomy places the organism in Eukaryota, Metazoa, Arthropoda, Malacostraca, Decapoda, Palaemonidae. The record is from RefSeq and is a predicted model, not a curated record. Bases 191 to 2134 code for a protein of 647 amino acids. The transcript has 5 exons.